Dromiciops gliroides (monito del monte) is the source of this 3606-nucleotide messenger RNA. It is a transcript of the gene NGEF, whose product is annotated as neuronal guanine nucleotide exchange factor. Gene Ontology annotation, biological process: activation of GTPase activity. NCBI's taxonomy places the organism in Eukaryota, Metazoa, Chordata, Mammalia, Microbiotheria, Microbiotheriidae. Gene Ontology annotation, molecular function: guanyl-nucleotide exchange factor activity; protein binding. The record is from RefSeq and is a predicted model, not a curated record.
GUGACCGCCGCCUCCCGCCUCCCGCCUCUCCUGUUACCGUGGCAACCCCCAGGAGCCUUCCAGGCAGCGGCAGCAGCAGCUUCGCGGAGCAGGGGCAGCAGCGGCGGCGGCAGCUCGGGUCCAGCCCGCGCCCCGCACAGCCCUCCUGGAGCCAGCCGGCGCUGCGCCCGCCCUACCUCCCUCCCUAGCUCCCCAGCUCCCUCCAGCCCGCGCCCGUACGCCGGCCCGGGACCCUCAUGGAGCUGCUGGCUGCCGCCUUCAGUGCUGCCUGCGCCGUGGACCAUGAGGGCUCCUCCUCAGAGAGCGACCCCCGGGACUCGGCGGCGGGGCACCUGGCCAGCAGCGAAUCUUCAUCUACCCCUGGAACCGUGGCCACCCCAGAGGAAUACCCAGCCCUGGCCACGGACAGCCCAACCACUCUCACAGAGGCCCUGAAAAUGAUCCACCCCAUUCCUGCGGAUUCAUGGAAGAUUUUCAUCGAACAAAUAGGACUCUUGUAUCAGGAAUACCGUGACAAGUCCACGCUCCGUGAGAUCGAGACCAGGAGGCUGCAGGAUGCUGAGGUCCAAGUGGACCCGGACGAGUCCCCCACCAGCGAGGAGACCCCCCCUGAGGAGGAGGAGGAGGAGGAACCUGCCCGCUCCACCCAGAAGAAGGCUCUCCCCCAGAUCUGUCUGCUCAACAACACCAACUCCAGGUUCAACCUAUGGCAGGACCUGCCGGAGAUCAGGAGCAGCGGAGUCCUUGACAUCCUCCAGCCUGAUGAGAUCAGGCUCCAGGAGGCCAUGUUCGAACUGGUCACUUCGGAAGCCUCCUACUACAAGAGCUUAAGCCUGCUGGUGUCACACUUUAUGGACAAUGAGCGACUGAAGAAGAUUCUACAUCCGUCAGAGUCCCACAUCCUCUUCUCCAACGUCCUGGACGUCAUGGCUGUUAGUGAGCGGUUCCUCUUAGAGCUGGAGCAACGAAUGGAAGAGAACAUUGUGAUCUCCGAUGUGUGUGACAUCGUCUACCAGCAUGCAGCCAACCACUUUUCCGUCUAUAUCACCUACGUCUCCAACCAGACUUACCAGGAGAGAGCUUAUAAGCAGCUUCUGCAGGAGAAGGCUGCUUUCCGGGAAGUGAUCUCCCAGCUGGAGCUGGACCCCAAGUGCAAAGGCCUGCCCUUCUCCUCCUUCCUGAUUCUGCCAUUUCAAAGGAUCACUCGAUUGAAGUUACUAGUGCAGAAUAUUCUGAAGAGGGUGGAAGAGAGCUCUGAGCGGGAAUGCACAGCCCUGGACGCCCACAAGGAGCUCGAAAUGGUAGAUCUGUUGGUAAAGGCGUGCAAUGAAGGUGUCAGGAAGAUGAGUCGGACCAGAACAGAUGAUUAGCAUUCAAAGAAAAUGGAAUUUAAGAUCAAAGCACUUCUAACUUUGUCCUUGGUCUCUCACUCAGUCUGUGCCCAUCAUCUCUCCACUCCCGCUGGCCUGCUGAAGCAGGGGGAACUCCAACAGAUGUCUGGCCCCAAGACGUCCCGGACCCUUCGGACCAAAAAGCUCUUCCGAGAAAUCUAUCUCUUUUUCAAUGAUCUGCUUGUGAUCUGCAGGCAAAUUCCUGGGGACAAGUACCAGGUGUUUGACUCAGCUCCCCGGGGCCUCCUCCGAGUGGAGGAGCUGGAGGACCAAGGGCAGACGCUGGCCAACGUCUUCAUCCUGAGGCUGCUUGAGAAUGCUGAUGACCGAGAGGCCACGUACAUGCUGAAGGCCUCAUCCCAGAGUGAGAUGAAGCGCUGGAUGACCUCCCUGCCCGAAUCGGAGAACAAAGUUUGUUUCCUUACAUCGAGACUGCUGGACUGUCCGCAGGUGCAGUGUGUGCAUCCCUAUGUUGCUCAGCAGCCGGAUGAGCUGUCCCUGGAGCUGGCUGACAUUCUGAACAUCCUCGAAAAGACAGAAGAUGGUUGGAUUUUUGGGGAGCGCCUUCAUGACCAGGAAAGAGGCUGGUUCCCAAGCUCCAUGGUGGAGGAGAUUAUGAACCCCAAGAUACGAUCCCAGAAUCUCAAGGAGUGUUUCCGGGUCCACAAGAUGGAUGAUACCCAACGCAGCCAAAACAAAGACCGGAGGAAGCUGGGCAGCCGCAAUCGGCAAUGACAUCUCUCUGACUCAAGCCCCGCCCCCUGAGCCUAGGGCCACUAGGACAGUGAGCAGGACCUAGGAUGCCUGGAGAGGGAGAGAGAUUUCAGAGCCUAAGUAAGGUCUGGGAAGAAGAGGGGGGGAGAAGAGCUUCGAGGGGUAGCAGGCAGGGUGGGGUCUGAUCUUUCGAUGUGUGGACGGCGUCCACCCCAACCAAAGGGAUGCUGCUCUAUUUACUGUGUACAGAAGUACCCCCCUCCGCCCUCCCCCCUCUCUCCAUGUUAGCCAGUCCUGGUCCUUCCGGUGGCAGAUGCAAUGGGGGAGGGGGGGAGCAGAGAAAUUCCCUUCUUUUAAGUUCAUGAUUUAUAAACAGCAAGCCACGUGGAUUUUCCACCACCACCACACUGCAUUACCGCCUUUCUCCCUGCCCCUGCCCCAUCCUUAAGUGUGAGAAACCUUUCACUGCAUGGGCAUGAGGGGACCCAGACACCCCAAGCAUUCUCCCCGACCCAUACCACCUCCCAAGGGCUCCGGAGAGGCAGCCAGCCUUCAGCCACCGAGGAGGGUACCCACCAGGUGCCAAGUUCGAGAACCAGCUGCUUUCUGCUGUCGACACUUUCUUACAAUAGAGAAGAAACGUGGCCUGGUGGGGCUUGGCACCUUUAAGAUAAAACAGAUGCCAUUACCCCCUCGACCCCAGGAGGACACCCUAGGAAUAGGCCCUGGUGCUCGGAUAUUCACCUUGGGGUGGAAGUGUGGGCAGUGCCCAGGGCCCCAUCACUAGGUCAUAUUUGUGCAGGCCCCCUCCCCAGCAUGCCAUUGCCCCUUACCUAGGGGGCUCUACCUGCCCGCUUUGUUACUUGUGGAGAUGCAGAAGUCACCAAGCCUGUGCCCUCCUUUCCCCCGCCCCCAGACCGCAGGCAUCUUCCAGGGAGAACAGGCGGCACCAGGGUUUCCCCAGGCCCAAAUGAGGCCUUUUGGUGAUGCCCUGGUGGCUCCAGAAGUAACCCAGGAGGAGGGUCUGAGCCAGCUCCUUUCUCAGGGCUUCGUGGCUUGUGGGACCCCAAGAGGAUGGGCUGGUGAUGAAGCCACGUGCUUCCUUCCACUACCAAAGCCAAUGGCUUGGACGUACAUCCUAACGAAGCCACAGAACUGGAGAAGCCAGCAGUUCUCCCCAGUGCAAAGGACCAGUCCCUUCUCAGACGUGGGGAUCACGUGUCUAAGGGUCUGUGGAGGUGACGCAGGCAGGAUCGCAUGACCACCCACGCAUGCUCUGACCUUCCCGGGGAGGGGACAGCCCUAGCUUGGGUUCCUCAGAGCCAGCUUUGGAGGGGAGAAGGCUAUGGCUUAGGGUUAGAACACAGCCUGUUGGGAGGAUGCCAGGACAAGCCAGUCCACACACACACACACAUGUGUCUGUUGGUUCCUGCCUCUCCUUGCCACCCAUGUAUAUUUUAAAUGCCUUUUUGUUUCAUAAAAUACAUUACACAUGGUGAGA